Messenger RNA from Dipodomys spectabilis (banner-tailed kangaroo rat), 3605 nucleotides. RefSeq names its product uromodulin like 1 (gene Umodl1). The coding region runs from base 1 to 3558 and encodes 1185 amino acids. Lineage: Eukaryota; Metazoa; Chordata; Mammalia; Rodentia; Heteromyidae. The transcript has 21 exons. The record is from RefSeq and is a predicted model, not a curated record. Gene Ontology annotation, molecular function: peptidase inhibitor activity; calcium ion binding; protein binding. Gene Ontology annotation, cellular component: cell surface; extracellular region.
AUGCCUACGACCCUGGGGCUGGCCCUGCUGGCUUGGGCUGGCACCCUUGGCCUGAGCCAGGGGAGCAGCUUCACAGAGAAAGGCCUGUCCUUGCUAAGCUACCAGCUCUGCAACUACCACGUGACGCGAAGGGUACAGAAGGUGGAGGCGGUGCAGACGUCCCGCGUGAUCUACACGUCCUGCGGUGGCUGGAUCCCCUGGAGGCAGUGCCCCAAGACUGUGUACCAGACCCAGUACCUGGCCAUGGAGGUCCCCGAGUCCAAGAACGUGACCGAUUGCUGUGAGGGCCACGAACAGUUCGGCCUCUACUGCGUCCUGUCCCUGAAUAGGUCCAGGGAGUUUGCAUCCAGACCUGGGAGCUGCCCGGCCUCGGAGCCAGAGCUGCCCACCCCGCGGUGGUGCAGCUGGGACACAGACUGCCCUGGACUCCAGAAAUGCUGCCCCUGGCCAGCGGGCCACCGCUGCACAGCCCCUGUGCCCCAAGCACCCCCAAGGAGCCUGGUGAGCUGGUACAACAUCACAGUGCUGGUGAAAAUGGACUUCAAGGACCUGCAGCAAGUGGACCCUGGGUUCCGGAACCACACACGCCUCCUCUACUCCUUAGUCACCAGUGCCUUGCAGCCGCUGAACCCUGCUGUCCACUAUUUGCACUCGGCUGGCGGGGACACGUUCACCACGGUGUCGUGGCUGCUGCUGGGCCUGCCCCAGCUGUUGCCUGUGGCCAAUGUUUCUGCCAUGUUGGACGACAUGGUGAAGCGGGUCUAUGAAGUGAUCAACAUCCAGGUGCAAGAUGUGAAUGAAUGCUUGUACAAUGAACUCCACACCUGCUCUGAGGCCGAGCUGUGUCAAAACAUGGAGGGCUCCCACCUGUGUGUCCGUGCUCAGGAGUCGUCAACCUCGUCUCCGCAGAGGCCGAACCACACGGACAGCGGGUCAGCUCCCAGCAUCCCCAGGAGCCAUGCUGCCAUGCUCCUGUGGUCCCAAUGGACUGAUGGAUCCGUGUCUCCUCUCCAGUACAGGCUGGGUGGCAGACCCGGCUUCCUACGUUUAGCCAGGGAGCCGUCCCCUGAUUUGUCACGGAAGGACGUGGACGCAGCAGUGAAGGACAUCCAGUCCCCUGGGGAUGUGGUGAACUCCACAGGAAGUGGGCUGUCGACAGUAGCAGGGGUCACUGUCCCAGCUCUAGACAGUGGAACAGCGGUGCCCAGCCCAGAGAGCCUCACAUUGUCACCCAGCCCCUGGACCCCGCAGGGCACCCCAGCAACAAGCCAGGCCCAGACGCCAGGGCCCCCAUCCAGGAGAGGUGCUGGUGACCUGGGAAGUCAUGACAGGAACAGCACAGGACUGGGUGCAGAAGAAGAGGCACCUAGCAUGGCUCCAAGCUGGGAGACAGGCCCUGGGAGCACCAGAGUGGGGCUCAGCACCGCUGCCGCCGAGGCUCCAGCACCUCCCCGUGGCUCCCUCCACGGGACCAAGCCCAGCACCCCGGAGGCCCCAGGACAGCUCCUGGGAGACGCCACCAUGGAGCUGCCCUCCCCUCCCACUACCAAGGAUGCCUCAGGCCAUGUUGUGUGGCAUACCGGCCUCCCUCCUCGGGAGACUCCCGUGAACGCCGCAACCCUGCAGACCAAGGAGCCUGAGCCUGCCCCCGGCCCGAGCCUGCCCUCGGCCCCCACCCCCGUGCCCCUGCAGCACCCUGCCUGUGGUCCCGGCUCCAUCAGAAGGGUCACGGUUUCCAACGUGAGCAGCACUGGCUUCCACUUGCAGUGGGCAGCAGAUCCAGCCCCGCUCCCCACCUUCCACCUCAGCCUGGUCCCUGCUCAGGGCCCCGCGGUGCGUGUGGACACGCAGAACACCAGUGUGGCGCUGUCGAGGCUGGAGCCUGGGGUCCUGCACCUGGUCCAGAUCACAGCCAAGGCCUGUGGGAAGGAAGGUGCCAGAACAGACCUGAAAGUGAGGACAGCGGCCCAGAAACUCCGUGGCAAAGUCAGGAUAGCAAACGUCAGCUACUCUGAGGCCCUCGGCAACACAAGCAGCCAGGAGCACCGGGACUUCCUGGGGCGCUUCCUCAGCACGGUGCGGGAGCCCUUGCCAGCCAUGUUGCGCCAGCACAUGGACGCCGGCGGGAUUCGACUGAACGUCACCAGCAUCACCAAUGGCAGCGUGGUGGUGGACUUCACCCUGCUCGUAAUCGCAGACGUGGACAUCCGGGAGGUGUCCGCUGCGUUCCUCAGUGCCCUUCACAACGGGUCUCGGCUGGAGGUGGUGAGAGGCGACACCUUCAUACAGGAUUACGACGAGUGUGCAAGCAUGGAGCACGACUGUGUGCCGGGGACGGCCUGCCACAACACCCUCGGGUCUUUCGCCUGCAGCUGUGCAGGAGGAGCCUCCAACUUCCACGUGGAAUUUUCCGGAAGACCCUGUGAAGGUGCCUCUCCGGGCAGUGCAAGCCAGGUCCCUAGUCCGGAGCAGCCUCUCCCCCCAGCGGGUACCAGGGCAGGGGCUGUGCCGGGCGCCAGCUCCGCGGCCCAGGGCCGGCCCCCCCGGCUGACGCUGACGGAGGCGGUGGACGUGAGCUGUGAGGUGGAGAAGGUGGCCCUGGCCGUGCAGAGGCGCUUCCUGCAGCAGGAGUCCAUCCCCGAGGCCUCCCUGUACCUGGGGCAGCCCUCCUGCAACGCGAGCAGCAGCAACGCCUCCCACGUGUUCCUGGUGGCCGGCUGGGGCGAAUGUGGGACGCUGGUGCAGAGUAACAUGACAGAUACUGUGGUGAGGACCACGCUGAGGAAUGACCUGUCCCCAGAGGGCGUCCUCCACCACCCCAAGAUCCUGAGCCCCAUCCUCUGCGCCUUCCGGAACAACCUGCUGGCGUCCUCAGGCUACGCGCCGCAGUGGGGGGUGUACACCAUCGUUGAAGACCUCCACGGUGCCGGGAACUUCGUCACUGAGAUGCAGGUGUUCAUCGGUGAUUCCCCCAUCCCUCAGAAUUACAGCGUGUCUGCCAGUGAUGACGUCAAGAUCGAAGUGGGGCUCUACAGGCAGAAGAGCAACCUCAGGGUGGUUCUGAUGGAGUGCUGGGCGACCCCCUCGAGCAACGCCAGGGACCCGGUCACCUUCGGUUUCAUCAACAAUAGCUGCCCCAUUCCCAACACCUACACCAGCGUGAUCCAGAACGGAGACUCGAGCAAGGCCCAGUUUAAGCUGAGGAUCUUCUCCUUCGUCAACAACUCCAUCGUCUACCUGCACUGCAAGCUUCGCGUCUGCCUGGAGAACCCGGGAGCCACGUGCAAGAUUAGCUGCCGCAACUUCCGGUCGGUGAGCAACAGUGAAGACUCUGAGGUCUUCCAGAUGUCCUGGGGGCCCCUCAUGCGGUCUGAACGCUCCUCUCCCUGUGUGAAGCCGGGCCCCAGGGCCGGCCUCAUCCUCCUCAUCGUGGGGGCCAUCCUCGUGGUAGUGGGGGCUGUGGCGGCCUUCCUGAUCACACGCUACCAGAGAAUGACCGGCAACUACAACCUCAAAGCCCAGGCGGGCAACUUUGGCUACCAAGUGUUCUACGAAUAGUCAUCCUGCCGGCCGGCCGGAGGUGGGUAGAGGUCACAGCAAGCCAA